GGGCGACCGACACCGGGCGGCGCAUGUGUGUAGAAGGUCGUUUCGAUGCAUUUUGGAUUUUGUUGCAGAAAUAGUGAACAAGGAAUAAGGUUUUUUUGUAUCUAUUUCAAUUGGAAUUUAAUUGAAAAUAGUUAAAAUUCCAAUCUGGUUCAUCUGUGAAUCAUUUCCAAACAUUAAAUAUUCCAGUAGAUUUCAUUUAACAUUUCUCAUUGAAUAUCAUUCAAUUUAUACUUAACGCUGACGAACUGUCAUCGUACUCAAUAUGAUAGACAUCUGGCAGAACACUGACAGCCGCAUCAAUUCAGAAGCGAAGAAGUGAUUAUUGCGAUUUGGCGUGCUUCGUACAGUCACACAUAUUUUUUCUAAAAAUUACCAUUGGAAAAGUGUUUUAGAUAUUAGUUUCUGUUUGUAACGUGAUAAAUUAAGCAAUAUGUACGAAAAUGAAGAAGAAACCUACGAAGAUGAGAAUGAUGAGGAGAUUUCACAUGAACUGUGGCAGGAGGCGUGUUGGAUUGUCAUCAACUCCUACUUCGAUGAAAAAGGUUUGGUGCGACAACAGCUCGACAGUUUCGAUGAAUUUAUUCAGAUGUCUGUGCAACGAAUUGUCGAAGACUCACCGGCCAUUGAAUUGCAAGCCGAAGCUCAGCACACGUCUGGAGAAAUCGAAACACCGCCUCGUUUCGUUUUGAAAUUUGAUCAAAUUUACUUGUCAAAACCGACACAUUGGGAAAAAGAUGGUUCACCAAGUCCUAUGAUGCCGAACGAGGCCCGUUUACGAAACUUAACCUAUUCAGCGCCACUGUACGUCGACAUAACAAAAACGAAAAUUGUCGAAGGUCAAGAUGCGAUUGAAACACAGCAUCAGAAGACGUUCAUCGGAAAGAUUCCCAUUAUGUUGCGUUCCACAUACUGUUUGCUAUUCUCAUUGACCGAUCGUGAUUUGACCGAAUUGAACGAAUGCCCAUUGGAUCCCGGCGGCUAUUUCAUCAUCAACGGUUCGGAAAAAGUGUUGAUUGCCCAAGAGAAAAUGGCCACAAACACUGUGUACGUGUUCAGUAUGAAGGAUGGUAAAUAUGCGUUCAAGACUGAGAUUCGUUCGUGCUUGGAACACAGUUCACGGCCAACGUCAACGCUUUGGGUGAACAUGAUGGCGCGCGGUGGACAGAGUUUGAAGAAAUCAGCAAUUGGUCAACGUAUAAUUGCCAUUUUACCGUAUAUUAAACAAGAAAUUCCCAUUAUGAUUGUAUUCCGAGCGCUUGGUUUCGUCGCCGAUCGUGAUAUUCUCGAACACAUCAUCUAUGAUUUUGACGAUCCCGAAAUGAUGGAAAUGGUUAAACCGUCACUCGACGAAGCGUUUGUGGUGCAAGAACAAAAUGUCGCAUUGAAUUUCAUUGGUGCGAGAGGAGCACGGCCUGGUGUCACGAAAGACAAACGUAUCAAAUACGCGAAAGAAAUUUUGCAAAAAGAAAUGCUGCCACAUGUCGGCGUGUCAGAUUUCUGUGAGACGAAAAAAGCAUAUUUUCUUGGUUACAUGGUGCACCGAUUGCUGUUGGCAUCAUUGGGUCGUCGUGAAUUGGACGAUCGAGAUCAUUACGGUAACAAACGUCUUGACUUAGCCGGUCCAUUGCUCGCCUUCUUGUUCCGCGGUCUAUUCAAAAACCUGAUGAAAGAAGUGCGAAUGUAUGCUCAAAAGUUCAUCGACCGAGGAAAAGACUUCAAUUUGGAAUUGGCCAUCAAAACGAAAAUCAUCACCGACGGUUUACGUUAUUCCCUGGCCACUGGCAACUGGGGCGAUCAGAAAAAGGCGCAUCAAGCUCGUGCUGGAGUAUCACAGGUGUUGAACCGGUUGACAUUCGCUUCGACACUGUCUCACUUGCGUCGUGUCAACUCGCCGAUUGGUCGAGAUGGUAAAUUGGCCAAACCGCGGCAAUUGCAUAAUACGCUCUGGGGAAUGAUCUGCCCAGCCGAAACGCCAGAAGGAGCUGCUGUUGGCUUGGUCAAGAAUUUAGCGCUGAUGGCUUACAUUUCGGUCGGUUCGCAGCCGUCGCCAAUUCUAGAGUUCUUGGAGGAAUGGUCCAUGGAAAACUUGGAAGAAAUUGCACCGUCCGCCAUUGCUGAUGCUACAAAGAUUUUCGUAAAUGGUUGCUGGGUCGGUAUUCAUCGUGAUCCCGAACAAUUGAUGGCCACGCUGCGAAAACUGAGACGACAGAUGGACAUCAUUGUAUCGGAAGUAUCAAUGGUCCGAGAUAUUCGUGAUCGAGAGAUUCGUAUUUACACUGAUGCUGGUCGAAUUUGUCGACCAUUGCUUAUCGUUGAAAACGGUCAGUUGUUGCUCAAGCGGAACAACGUUGAACUGCUGAAAGAGAGAGAUUUCAACAACUACAACUGGCAGGUACUCGUCGCAUCGGGCGUCGUUGAAUACAUUGAUACAUUGGAAGAGGAAACAGUCAUGAUUGCUAUGUCACCUGAUGACUUGAAGGAAAAUAAAGAAUAUGCUUACUGUUCGACAUACACACAUUGUGAAAUUCAUCCGGCCAUGAUUUUGGGCGUUUGCGCAUCAAUUAUCCCAUUCCCCGAUCACAACCAGAGUCCACGUAACACCUAUCAAAGCGCUAUGGGUAAACAAGCUAUGGGCGUUUACAUUACCAAUUUCCACGUGCGAAUGGACACUCUAGCUCACGUUCUCUACUACCCAAUGAAACCGCUCGUUACCACACGAUCGAUGGAGUACUUGCGUUUCAGAGAAUUGCCCGCUGGUAUCAAUUCAAUUGUCGCUAUUUUAUGUUACACGGGAUACAAUCAGGAAGAUAGUGUUAUCUUAAACGCAUCAGCUGUAGAGCGUGGAUUCUUCCGAUCCGUGUUCUACCGUUCAUACAAAGACUCAGAAAACAAACGAAGCGGCGAACAAGAGGAACAAUUCGAAAAGCCCAACCGACAAACGUGUCAAGGCAUGAGAAACGCUCUUUACGACAAAUUGGAUGAUGAUGGUAUUAUUGCGCCCGGUCUUCGUGUGUCCGGUGACGAUGUGAUUAUUGGCAAAACAAUUACGCUGGCUGAAAAUGAUGAUGAGUUGGAAGGAACAAUCAAAAAUUUCACAAAACGAGACGCCUCAACGUUUUUGCGAAACUCUGAAACUGGUAUCGUGGAUCAAGUCAUGUUGACAUUGAACAGUGAAGGCUACAAAUUUUGCAAGAUUCGUGUGCGAUCGGUGCGUAUCCCACAGAUUGGUGACAAGUUUGCUUCUCGGCACGGACAAAAAGGUACCUGCGGUAUUCAGUAUCGACACGAAGACAUGCCGUUCACAUGCGAAGGCCUCGCACCUGAUAUCAUAAUUAAUCCCCAUGCCAUUCCGUCUCGGAUGACAAUUGGCCAUUUGAUUGAGUGCUUGCAAGGGAAAUUGGGAUCAAACAAAGGUGAAAUCGGUGACGCUACACCAUUCAAUGAUGCGGUCAAUGUACAGAAAAUUUCUACAUUCUUGCAAGAGUACGGUUACCAUUUGCGAGGCAACGAAGUCAUGUACAAUGGCCAUACGGGCAGAAAGAUCAAUGCACAAGUAUUCUUGGGUCCGACAUACUAUCAGCGUCUUAAGCACAUGGUCGACGACAAAAUCCAUUCCAGAGCUCGUGGACCGGUGCAGAUUUUGGUGCGUCAACCUAUGGAGGGUCGUGCACGUGAUGGUGGUUUGCGUUUCGGUGAGAUGGAGCGUGAUUGUCAAAUAUCCCAUGGUGCCGCUCAAUUCCUGCGUGAACGUCUUUUCGAAGUGUCCGAUCCGUAUCGUGUACACAUCUGUAACUUCUGCGGUUUGAUUGCCAUCGCUAACUUGAGAAACAACACAUUCGAGUGCAAAGGAUGCAAGAAUAAGACACAGAUCUCCCAAGUUCGGCUUCCUUACGCGGCAAAAUUACUGUUCCAGGAAUUGAUGUCCAUGAACAUCGCUCCACGACUCAUGGUCAUCUAAGCCAUCCGGCUUGUAUUCAUAAACAAAUUUAAACAUCUUUCAUAGAAAUUAAGAUUCAAUUCAUUUAAUUGCAAAGAAAAACACUUCUGCUGUACCAGAAUUUGACGCAAAUCAGUUACUUUUGUAAUGAAAUUAAAAAAAGAUUUAAUUGAGAUAUA
Messenger RNA from Sitodiplosis mosellana (orange wheat blossom midge), 4116 nucleotides. RefSeq names its product DNA-directed RNA polymerase II subunit RPB2 (gene RpII140). Bases 431 to 3958 code for a protein of 1175 amino acids. NCBI's taxonomy places the organism in Eukaryota, Metazoa, Arthropoda, Insecta, Diptera, Cecidomyiidae. Gene Ontology annotation, molecular function: DNA-directed RNA polymerase activity; ribonucleoside binding; DNA binding. Gene Ontology annotation, biological process: DNA-templated transcription. The transcript is spliced from 7 exons. Gene Ontology annotation, cellular component: RNA polymerase II, core complex. The record is from RefSeq and is a predicted model, not a curated record.